ACCAGGAAGUGAAUGAAGUGCAAAUGUAAAAAAGCUCUUUGAAAAUGUCCUGUUUUCUGGACGAUCACUAUUUGUCACCACCUUAUAUCGUUAUUCCGAAAUUCCCUACGUUACAGUGAUCUUUUCUAAAAUAGAAAGAAAAUGAAAUUAUAGCCUGUGUUCGUACUCAACAAAGCCAGUAUGACGUCCCUGCAGCGGAGUUUAUCCCAGUACUCUCGGAACCGUAGUCCAAGGCGGUCACCUCAACCUCAACCGAAAUGCCAACAAAAACGCCUUAAAGCUGGCUUCCUGAGGAAGCAAGGAGGAAACUUCAAAACAUGGACCAAUCGGUGGUUUGUGAUACGCGGAGACCAGAUGUAUUAUUACGCAAAAGACGACGAGGUCAAGGAAUUGGGGGUAAUUCCCCUGCCGGGUAACAAGGUGGUCAGUCAUCCACACAGCAUGGAGGAACCAGGAAAAUAUUUAUUUGAGAUACUUGCAGGUCGUGGUCAAGCUAGAGUGACGGCAGCACAUGAAACUUAUCUGAUCUGGGCAAGCACUAAAGAGGAGCGGGAAUCAUGGAUCAGCACCAUUAAUAGAGUCAUCUAUGCGCAAAGUGGUGGAGGCGUGUUUGGUCAGUCGUUAGCCGAAACCAUGAUGCAUGAGAGGAGAAGAAAAACUGGAAGGUCUGUUCCGAAAGUCGUCGAGGACUGUGUCAAUUAUCUCACUGCACAUGGAAUGGACGUUGAGGGAAUAUUUAGGCUGCCUGGUCUCAGCAAAACGAUAAAGAAGCUAAAAUUGGACUAUGACAUGGCAGUGGACAUCGAUUUGACUCGAGAUGAGGUUGACGUCAACUCGAUUGCAUCGCUGCUGAAGCUGUACUUCCGUGAACUUCCCGAGCCUGUGAUACCGUUUCAGUACUAUGAAAUGUUCCUAACUAUGGGCUUAAAAGUCGAACAUGGUGAUACGCGAGCAAUGGAUACGAUACGUUCACUGUUGGAUCAGCUUCCUGUCGACAAUUACAACUUACUUGAGUAUCUUUGUAAGUUCUUGGAGGAAGUCAGCAAACAUUGUGAUGAGAAUAAAAUGCCAGCCAUGAAUCUUGCGCUGGUGUUUGGCCCGAACGUUCUGAAGUGUAACAUUGAUGAUCCAUCGCUUUUGAUGGACACAACAUCCUUGACAACAAAGACUGUGUUCAUUUUCAUACUAAAACACGAUGAGAUUUUUAUCAGGGAGAUUGAUGAAAGCAGCCCACAGGGCAGUACUGACAAUUCAUUGACUUUUAAUUCAAGAACUCUUGGAAGGCCAAAAAGUCCCUUGGCUUCAUCAUCUGAAAAUAGUCCUGUGCAAAGAAGACCGAUGAAAAGUCCUUUAUGCAGGUCCUUGCCACAACAGUCUGAGCCUUUUCGGGGUGAUUUGCCAUUACUGUCCCCUGAGACAGGAGAAGCCAAAUCUCUUACUAGUCUCAGUGACCUUAGCGAUGAUAGCAUUAGGGAGAAAAUUUAUACUAUGACAGCUGAAGGCAGAGUGUCCUAUCGAUCUGGGUCUAAUUCCCGGCGAAACACACGAUCCGAUCAAAUUGGAAAAUGUCGACAAUAUGCUAGCGAAUCGUGGGAGCCAUCUUCUUCAGAAUCGUCACCAGAGAUUCUCGAGAGUUCUACUAUCCGUGAUGGAAUUCAACGAAAUAUUUCUGGUUCUGCAUCAGGAAAUGAACAGCCAGUGUCAAUAAAGCCCAUGCCUCCAAAAAGAACAAAUAGAAAAAAUAGUGAAAAGGACAAUGUUGACAUUUCAAACUCUCUUCAACAGCCUAUUGGGGUUGAAAGGUCUGUGCUAAGCGGUGAGCCUGGUGGAAAUGUAGCCUCUUCUGAGUUCAUCAAAUCUAUUCCACCCAAGCGCAACUCUAGGAAAAAGCAUAAUCGGAAUCCAAGUGAUGCAAACAGUGAGGUGUCUGUGGAGUCUCUGUCUAGCCUGAGGGACACUGAGGAUGACGCACAGAGUGUUCCUGGGUCUGGUUAUUCCUCUCCCUCUGGCGUGGCUCUAAAAGGUGCUAGUAUGAAUGAGGCCGAUUCAGCAAUGGUUGCAACCCUGAUGAAGACCGUAACUUCGUUGGAACAGGCGCUGCAAGAACAGGACAUGAGACGUCACCGAGAAGUCAACGAGGUGAAGCAGAAGUAUGACACCAAGAUGAAAACAAUGGAGGACACCUUCAAGGAGAAGAUCAACCAUAUGGCAAACCUGCUGAUGGACCAAAAGGUGGCCAUGUCGCAGACUGUUGACAGAAUUGUCGUAGUGCAGGCAGAACUUCAGAGAUACCAGAUGAAGUAUGGCCAUUUGGAAAAUGCUUCAGAUGUGAAGCAGUAAUGUACAGUAUCACUUAUGCGAAAAAACUGAAUAACUGAAUUGGCCUCUCACCAAGGGGAGGGGAUGUACACACCCUUCUGGAUCCGGUGGUUUUCUUUUCUAGUUUUAUACAAAGCAUGUUGAAUGUUGAAUGUUCAAGAACAGACUUCUAACUUUCUAGUGAAUUGGUUCCAUAUAUUUUCACUUGACCAUCCUGAACUGGGGCAUUAUUUUAUAGUCCUGAUGUUUGCCUGUAUACCCACCUUAUGUUACUUCUUCUCUCAGGCUUUUUGCCUUUUAGGCAUGUCUCGCUCCAAGUGUACAGAAAAGUUUUUAAUUGGUGCUGUGAAAAUGCGUGGGUUUGUAUAUACAUGUAUCUCCCAACUUUCCGCCAUAAGCGAUCUUUGAAUCAAAUUCUAAAAUGGUUUAUUUACAAUAUAUUAUAGUUGUUAUGAAGUUCAUUUACUCUGGAUGGUUGUGCUAUUAUCCUUAUGUGUCUCUACUGCGGUAAAGCAGUGGGUGGCUACUCCGAUGAGUAUCAAUACAAGCUUUGAAAGCUUUUACCUUCAUUGUGCUACAUUGCAUAAGGUAUGAAACUGUGUCGAUGCUUAGCCGGUUGAGGGAUACCUGAAUAAAAGUCCAUAUUCCGUGUAAAACACCAAGUGAAACAAACCAGCUAGAGGUUGAUACAAUGUCAAAAUGUGAUCGUGAGAGAGACAUUUUCAUGUAAACUUUUGUCAGUAUGAAGUUUCUAGAUUUAUGCAGCAUUGUAUAGCAUAUGGAGCAAUUUCUGUACUGCAUGUGUUAGUGUGUAUAUGAAGGCCUACAUAACUGCUACUGCGGUAUAGCCAGUGUUGGCAUUAACCAAAAUAAUUAAUCCUGUUCGGCAAUUUUAACAAUGGCUUUGAAGUAAUGAAUAACACUAUGUGAUAGGUGCCUGCUAGUAAGACGUCGCUGAUGAGGUUGUAACAUAUUCGUAUCGCCAUUUCAAAGUAAAGUCCACUUGAUUUUUUGGAAAAUAGAUAAUGGUGAUCUUUUUACAACUGAAACAUGUGAUCAUGGCUUCCUCUGAUGAGGGACUUUAACACAAGAUGACUGGAAACUGUCAAACAAUGUCAUUUUGCUUUACCCCAGAGACAGCCAGCACCACUUUGCAGCAGCUGAAGUUAUAACAGAAAGCCAUUGCAAUGCAUGUAUUCAGGUACGCUAGGUUCUCAUUUUAUUGGCGACUGUUGAUUAUAUUUUCAAUUGAUAUAGAAUAAUAAUACAAAAAACAGAAAUUGCGUAUUUUGAGUCUUUUAUUCCUCGAGGCUUGUUGUAUUCUGCGAACUCUGAUCAUUGCUUGUACUUGUAUUUGUUUCUGAAGAUGGAUAAAACAUUACCGUACAUACAUGUAGCAUGAUCAGAGAAAUGCCUCUCAAUGAUGCUCAAUCAUGAAGAAAUGAGAUCAACAACAUAUAUUCUUGGUUAAUA
Molecule: messenger RNA, 3792 nt
Organism: Lineus longissimus
Lineage: Eukaryota; Metazoa; Nemertea; Pilidiophora; Heteronemertea; Lineidae
Product: rho GTPase-activating protein 24-like
Exons: 5
Coding region: 181-2340 (719 amino acids)
Biological process (GO): activation of GTPase activity; signal transduction
Molecular function (GO): GTPase activator activity
Source: RefSeq, a predicted model, not a curated record